Molecule: messenger RNA, 825 nt
Organism: Lutzomyia longipalpis
Lineage: Eukaryota; Metazoa; Arthropoda; Insecta; Diptera; Psychodidae
Exons: 1
Coding region: 1-825 (274 amino acids)
Source: RefSeq, a predicted model, not a curated record
AUGUCGAGCAAAACCCACUUGGAUGCCUCUCCCGUGGAUUGCAUCCUUCAGGAGCUGGAAAAGGUGGGUGACCACUUUGACGAAGUUAAGAAGGCCACAAAGAAAAUUGAGUCUUCCGGUGAAAAAGCUGUCCCGUGUGAGCCAGAAGGUGAGAAGUGGAAGAUCAUUGGGGAGAAAAUUCAACAGUUGGAAAGAGAAAUCGAGAUCAUGAAAGCCACUAUGCAGGAGCAGGAAAAGAGACAUUCUGAGGUGGUGGAUGCAUUGAUGGAGCAACGCAGUGACAAUGUGAAAUUGAAAGCUGAAAUUGUGUCAGUGCAAAUUUCACUAGAGACUGAAAGGCAACGAAGAAAAAAGGGAGCUCUUAUCAUUUGCGGUCUUCCACUGAAGGCAACAGUAAAUGCAGAGCAAGUGUACACCAACAUUUGCAAAAAACUAAAAAUUGAAUCUGCAGCGGUCUCUGCCCCCACUCCAACAUUCAGAGUGACCAAAGUAGAGAACAAAUCGGUUGGGGAACAACGAUUGGAGAUUUGCAAUUUGGGAGAGGAGCAAUCAUCUCUCAUCAUGCAGAAAUAUAGAGAGGCGCGGCGCUCCAAAGUUUUUCUCACUUCUGGGGAUCUCAUGAAGGAAGGUGACACGAAGCCCGUGUACAUCAAUGAAUCGCUCACCGGAUAUUUCCAACUUCUCUUCAAAAUCGCAAGGGAUAUGCGGAGGAAUGAUUUGCUCAAAUUUGCAUGGACAAAGAGUGGAGUAUUGUAUGCACGAAAGUCGGAAAAAAGUAAAAUCUUUCAAAUUAAACACCGCAAGGACUUGGAAAAAUUUAAGUAA